This is a messenger RNA of Vicia villosa (hairy vetch), 1203 nucleotides long. RefSeq lists its product as uncharacterized. The transcript has 7 exons. Bases 148 to 1203 code for a protein of 351 amino acids. The record is from RefSeq and is a predicted model, not a curated record. NCBI's taxonomy places the organism in Eukaryota, Viridiplantae, Streptophyta, Magnoliopsida, Fabales, Fabaceae.
UUGUGUGCCUAUCCACGUUCCAAACUGCACAAUUGCAGUAAUUACCUGUUUAAAUGGCUUGCCUAUUUAUCAGUGAUUUCAUUCUUCUCUUUCCAUGCUUGCUAACUUCUGCGGUUAUCAUUCAGUGCAGUGUGAAUUUGCAUUAUCAUGUCAAGGCCUGUUGAGAGAAUAGCAGAGAUCAAUGAUGGAAAAGAGCUUUGGAAGAUUGUUGUUAGGAUUCACCACAGAUGGAAUGUUGUCUCCAACAACAAGGAACAUUUUGAAAUGAUCUUUGUUGACAAAUUGGGAGAUGAUAUUCAUGUUGUUGUUCCAGCACCGCAUGUGUCGGUGUUCACCGAAAAAUGCUUAUUAGGGCAUACUUAUACUGUAUCUAAUUUUAAGGUGGUGCCUUAUGUUCUGGCGUUCAGGGCAUCGGGACACAAAUAUAUGAUAAAGUUUACUGCUGGAACGUCUGUUCUUGAUGAAGACAAACAUGAGAUACCCCCGAAAUCGAUUUUAUUUACAAGUUUUUCCGACAUCAUAACAGGGAGGUUUGACAAACAUCCGUGUGAAAUUAAUAAAUUUAUUUCAGAUGUCGUUGGAAUGGUGGAUAGUAUUGGUUAUGCACAGACUGAGUCGGGUGCAAAGAAGCAGCAAAUUAGCAUGAUGUUGCGUGACCACAGCAACAACAUGUUGAACUGCACUCUGUGGGAAUCAUACGCGGAUCAGUUCAUCAAUUUUAACAAAGUUAGGGUUGCUGAAUCACUCCCUACAGUUGUGUUGCUUCAGUAUGCCAAAGUGAAGGAAGAAGGAAAGUAUCCUCUGUCUGUGACAAACACCUACAAUGUGACCCUUUUAUGUGUUGAUGCUGAUUUUCCUGUCAUGAAAGACUUUAUUGAUAGAAUGCCUGAGGAGAGCAGGGUAUCCCUGUCUGAACAACUUGGAGGGAAUUCCCAAUAUUCCUCCCAAAGUUCUGAAAAUCAACAGCUCACUCCUGUGCAAAAAUUGUUCUCAAAGGCUAUUGUUUUGCCUAUUGCUGAGAUUAUUCAACUUACGGGUGUUACAUUUUGUGCUACUGUCGCUACAACAAAAUUAUUAGUAGCAUCUCCGUUUGGAUGGUACUAUCGUGCCUGUCAUAUGUGUCAAUCUAUAGCGCGUGGGGACAGCCCCCCCUUUGAGUGUGAAGGUGGUCAUGAAACCAUGGCUGAAGUCCUUAGGUUUUAG